Gaeumannomyces tritici R3-111a-1 is the source of this 231-nucleotide messenger RNA. RefSeq lists its product as hypothetical. The transcript has 2 exons. The record is from RefSeq and is a predicted model, not a curated record. Bases 1 to 231 code for a protein of 76 amino acids. Lineage: Eukaryota; Fungi; Ascomycota; Sordariomycetes; Magnaporthales; Magnaporthaceae.
AUGCGCACCCACCGCGACGCCGAUUAUGUCUCCUACCACGCCAGCGAGGCAGUCGGCAUCCACGCGCGAGCUCCACCAGACCAUGACGACGAGCAUUGCGGCAACCUCGUCACAGUGGCACAGGAUAUCGCGGACAGAUGCUCAGUGUUCGAGAAGGACCCCGAUGAUGAUGUCGGCACCCACCAAGACCGCGACUGUUGCGCCGCCGCCGUGCCUGAGCAAGGCUACUAG